GGGGAACGAGGCGUGCGGGGGCGGAGAGGAGGCGUCGCCUCGCGCUCGGACAUGUCUCACGGGCACAGUCACGGCGGGGGCAGCUGUUGCCAUGGCGACGACCACGAAGAGCCUCCCGAGCGGCGCGGCCAGGCCUGGGGCCUUUACCUGCGCAUCGAUCGCGAGCGCCUGGAGUGCCUGAACGAGCGGAGGGAAGGUAGCGGGGCUCAUGUCUUCCGCGCCUGGGAAGACCGCGGGGACCGCCAGAAGUUUGUAGAAAGCGAUGAUGAUGAAGAGCUUUUGUUUAAUAUUCCUUUUACCGGCAAUGUGAAACUAAAAGGGAUAAUUGUGAUGGGAGAGGAUGACAACACACACCCAUCGGAAAUGAGACUCUUUAAGAACAUUCCUCACAUGUCUUUUGGUGAUACUGCCAGAGAACCAGAUCAGAUGUUCAGCCUGAAUCGUGAUGUUACUGGAGAACUGGAAUAUCCUACAAAAAUUGCUCGCUUCUCAAAUGUUUAUCAUCUGUCCAUCCACAUCUCCAAGAACUUUGGUGCUGAGACAACGAAGAUCUUUUACAUAGGCCUGAGGGGAGAAUGGACAGAACCUCAUCGACAUGAAGUGACCAUCUGCAACUAUGAAGCAGCAGCGAACCCAGCUGACCACAAAAUUGAUCAGAUCACACCGGAGACGCACUUCAUUUCCUAACUGGCUUGUGCACCACCAGACUGCUGUGGAGGCUUGGAAGACACUCAAACACUUGAGGCUAUAAGGAGCAUUGUAGCAUUGUUUCUUUUGUGGGUGUGGGUGUGGCUGCUUUGGUAAAGCAGGGCACCAAAUGCUGGCAUUUAGGUACCAAUAAUUAUACCAUUGCUAAGGACAAUCAUGGCUUGAGAUCUUACAAAUAUUGAAGGAGUAGGUUUUGAAAAUAUUGGCCUUUGCCUGCCUGUAAUGCAGUUGUCUCAACUAUGUUGUAUCUGUCAGGGCAGAAGUUUUUUUUUCAGUCAGUGAUCUUCCUGUUCAGUUGCUGCUUCUCCUGCUGGCAUACAUAAAGUUGUGAGGCUGGUGGGAGACUUGGUCUGGGAGUGUUGUACUAUCUGGGAUUCUGUUCUGCCUCUUGAAUGUACUUUAUACAGGGGGAUAAGUUAUUGGUGUUCUAGAUGAGCUCUUGGAUAAUUUCAAGUUAAUGUGACUUGUACAUGGCAGUAUUCAUUUGGUUGUGCUCCAGAGAGUGCACCAAAGUACUGCAUGCUUCUCCAUGAAUAUCAUCCAGUAAGUUGCUUGCCAAAAUGCAACAGCUUCAACUGUGCAUCUAAAACCUGAAGAGGGAUGUUUCUCCUGUGCUUAACUUUCUAACCAAUGUGGCUUAAUUUUUCUAAUAAACAUGGCAAAGAGUGUG
This is a messenger RNA of Lacerta agilis (Sand lizard), 1378 nucleotides long. RefSeq names its product PITH domain containing 1 (gene PITHD1). The transcript is spliced from 6 exons. Bases 52 to 687 code for a protein of 211 amino acids. The record is from RefSeq and is a predicted model, not a curated record. Gene Ontology annotation, cellular component: nucleus. NCBI's taxonomy places the organism in Eukaryota, Metazoa, Chordata, Lepidosauria, Squamata, Lacertidae.